Messenger RNA from Cuscuta epithymum, 905 nucleotides. Lineage: Eukaryota; Viridiplantae; Streptophyta; Magnoliopsida; Solanales; Convolvulaceae. The record is from the annotation of a GenBank genome assembly.
CGAGGAAAUAGGAGCGAGCGGAAGUUAUUCUUCGUACCGAAAAUUCAAAAAAAAAAAUGGAGUUGGGAGAGAGAAAAGGAGAGAUUUAUCAGGAAGAAGACGAGUCUCCCCUGAGACUGGGGAUUGAUCAUAUAUAUACACACACCCCGCGUAAAUAUAAUUUUACGCUACGAAAAAAUAAAAGGGCGGAGGAGAAGAGGGGUAGCCUCCAUAUUUUUGGGUACUUUUCGGUGACGGAAUUGUUUCUCUCUCGCGCUCUCCCGUUGCCGAUCUUCUCCCUGAAUGCCUCACCAGUGUUCAGGAGAUUUCAAUUUCGGAAUUGGGGAGCAAGGUUCCAAAGAACGAGGAAAUCAUCUGAAUUUAGAUACAAUUGUGGCGACUAAUAAAAGGAGGAGCGAGGGACCAAUAACAUGGUGUUCGGAGAUUAGCAACAUGAUUAUUAGUAUAUACUAUAUCAUUCAUAUGACAAAAUCAAAAGAUGUGAAGGCUAAUCUCCCAGGGAAGACUAACCCUCUAGGGAUCCUCUAACUAUUAGAAGCUCCCUCAGCAUACAUAUUUGUAUAUAUAUACACACUCACCUGCAUGAGAUUCUUCAAGAUGGCCGUAGCUGUUGAUCAACAUAAUUAUGGUUUCAAGCUAUUUGGUGGCAGACCCCCGAGAUGCAAACUCCAAUCCUACUCUCAGCUUGAUUUCUCUAAUCUUGAAGCAAACCAAAGAAACCCCCAAUAUCCUCAAGAACAUGCAGCUUUUGAUUUUCCCAAUAUCCACAAAAGUCACUCCACCCCUUGCCUGUCUCUCUCCGCAAAACUUGGAGAUGAUGUUGACACUAAUCCUCCUAGAAUUGAAAUCAUAGCAGGCCAUGGAGAGCCACGUGUGCAUGCUCUGGUUAUCGAGGUUGCGAUAAC